UUCUUAAAAAAUGUUUUCUGUGGUAGUGUAGUGUGGAGUGAUAUUUUUAUUUUUAUUUGGGGUUAAAAUGUAAAAUGUAUAUUUGUUUAUAAUUUAAAAAAUAAUAAUAUAAAAGAAACCUGGACAUAUAACAUAUUAGCAAAGUCUGCAUAUAUUGUGAUAUAUAGACUUUCAUAUUAGGCUCAAAAAGUUACUUAGUUUGCCGAUAAGAUUUUACAGAAAUUCUCAAAUAGGUAUUUGGAAAUUAUGGAUCCGGAAGCAAAUAAAAAGGAAAUAUUUGUAUACUUAGAUUUUGAUGGAAAAUUACCAACCGAAUUCUUGAAGAGCAAAAUGUUUAUUCGUAUAGCUGACUUGCAAACAAAAAAUCCAUUAGUUCAAGUAAAUGAUAUGGUAUUUAAAGGCACUUAUGAACAUAGCAUAGGCACAAAUAUGUUUUUUACUAAAUCUCAAACAGAUAUAGCUGAUAAGCCUUUUCAACCUGUAAGUGGCUGCAGUCUGGAGCUACUUAAUCUACAAACUAAAGUUUUGAAUUGUAAACAAAUGCGUGUAUUAUCUGAAAAUAGAGAAAUGCCACAAAAAAACAACAAAAUUCAAUACAAUUUCAAUUGGGAUUAUAAAGAACUGUUAAAGAAAUUUGAAGAUGGAACACUGGAUUUAAAAGAUAUGAUAUCAAAAGAUGAAUAUUCAGAAGAUGAAAAGCAGGAAUCUGAAAUAGAAAAUGAAGAGAUUGAAGACACAGUUGUUGAUAAAUUAAACGAAGAACAUACAUCAGAAGAGUUAGCUAUAAAACCAGAUGAAAUAGAAACAAAUAGAUUACGUCAUGCAUAUGAAAAUUUAAUGAUGUUAGCAAGAAAACCUUUACAAAGAAAACAAAUUGUAGAAAAUGUGGAGUGCAUAGAAGGAUAUAGUAAAAGUUUUAAUUUUAAAAAUAUUGAAUGUAAGGUAUUGGAAAGACCAUUUUUCUCAUACUUUAAGAACAAGGACAAAAUUGACAUAGAUAGGUGUGUCCAGUUUGGUUUAUUGAAGCCUUCAGAUGACAUUCCAAGAAGUUUAACUGAGGAGGAAGAAAAACUAAUUUUGAAAAUCGAAAAUAUGGGAUUUCUAAAUUUGGAAGCAAGAUACUCCAUAUUUGUUUCGUAUGUGGAUCAGUUAGAAAAAGAAAUUAUGUUAAACACUGCUGAAAAAAAUGCAGCUAAAGAUAUUUAUGGAAAUACUCCAUUGGAAACUUUGAAUAUAUUUAAAAAAUUAGUUUGUUCUUUAGAAAAUAGAAUACAAGAAAUAAAAAGUGCAGCAUAGGAACUUAA
Molecule: messenger RNA, 1304 nt
Organism: Sitophilus oryzae (rice weevil)
Lineage: Eukaryota; Metazoa; Arthropoda; Insecta; Coleoptera; Curculionidae
Exons: 4
Coding region: 247-1296 (349 amino acids)
Biological process (GO): transcription by RNA polymerase III
Cellular component (GO): transcription factor TFIIIC complex
Source: RefSeq, a predicted model, not a curated record